UAGGCUGCCACUUAUGAAACCCCUAAAUGACAUCACAGUCGGCUGGGAAAGAGGAAGGAGUCACACGACAGAUUGGAAUAAAAAGACAUGACAACCUGUCUACAAGAUUCAGUUAUAAGAAAACGACGGACAAGUUACUGGGUAGAUGCAAACAAGGCAGGAUGAAACGCAGACAGAAACAUCUGCACUGCUUUGAUGCAGGAGACGCACCACUGAAGGAAAAGAAAAAGCUUAAUGGACAGACUUCUGUACCAAUAAACACACAAUCUAACAGUCAGAGUGUUAAUGGGAAGGAAAGCCUAGAAGAAAUCAAACAUACUGGUGCUAUUACAUAUAAUGCAAUGAUCCAGAACAAAGAUCGGCGUCAGUCACUGACCACAACACAACGAAGGACGGAUUUAACACAAGCAACCUGUUCACCUGACAUGAAGCCACAAAGCUGCUUUGAAGAGUUUACACCUAUCAUCACUGCUGAUGAGUCUGAUGAUGAAGCUUACCUGUUCCAGUGCUCCAGUGCAGGCCUGUACCAGUGCAGUGUGACCGGCCUGGUGUUUGUCAUGAAGGCAGAAGGAGACGUGGUUUACAGGACUGUCCCUUGGAACAGGAGGCUGCUGGCCCAACACCACAAGAAGCCUGCAGGACCCCUGUUUGACAUCAAAUGUCAGCAGCAGUCUGUGUGUCAGCUUUGUCUCCCACACUGUGAGCUCAUCUCCACAGGUGGAGGUCAGUUCUUGAAGGUCGCUCAUGUGGAUAACCUUGAAGAUAUCGAGUUUAUCACCCCUCAUCAGAUAACAGAAACUCAUGUUGUUAUAAACAUCACAGGGUUUUCUGGUUACGGUAAUGUCAGGGAUGAAAACUCUCCCGCUGAACCAGUCCAAGCGAUGGUUCUGCUCUUCUACAAACCUCCAGAAGAACUUAAUCUCAGAUCCUUCCUCAACGUAUUGUUGUUGCCAAGGAACAUCGUGAUCCAUGAUGUUAAAAACCAGAGAAGGGAAUUAGUUGGUGAAGAGAUGUACAUAGAUGUACCCUCAAAAUGUAUUCUGUAUCCAAAGCAGGUUUACACUCUGUCCACUGUUCCUGACGAUGACCUGAUUAUAGUUCAACCAAAUGAGGCAGAGUUUAAUGAGGAGUAUCCUAACUACUCCAUCACAACCUUCCAGGUGAUUUUAAAAACAAUCAUUACAGAUAUUAACCUGAGUGUGACACACAAGGGUAGCUCCAGCUGUAUCUGGGAAAGAGAGGUUUGUCUUUUGCCCAACAGAGUUAGAUCCAUGACUGCUUCUCCAAAAAAGAGGCUUUUAAAUGUAAGGAGCUCAUUCAUUGAUAGGAUAUCAGGACCUGUUCUCAGCAGUCUGAUCGACAAACUCCUGGAGAAAGGGUUGAUGGUUGAUGGUGACAGGGAGGAAGCAGACGCAAUGCAAAGCAGGAGCGAUAGAGCUCGUUUUGUUAUCGACACUGUGAGAAGGAAAGGUGAAGCUGCCAGUUCACAGAUGAUUGAGUUUCUGCGUGAGCUUGACGCCUUCCUCCACAGAAAUCUUUUUUUGAUUUGACGCAUCUGGCAAAUUUUGUUAUGUUUGCCUAGAUCUGAUUGAGUCUUUCAGGCUUCAGCUACAACAUCAAUAACCACGAGUGAUCCAGUGUCGCCCAUGCAUCAUUGUGUUGGAGGUUGAUUUUAGUUUAAUUUGUCCAAAUAGGACUAAUGCAGCUUUUUUUGAUCUUUAAGCAAAGUUUAAUCCUGACCUUUAUCUUCAGACUGAAAUCUGGUUUGUACCUUGUGGUGAAUCCUCUUGGGGUUUUUUGUUUCUUUGUUUUGUGUUUUUGUUUGUUUAUGAUACGUACACAUAGACCACCCAGAUAGCAAGGAAACAUUAAAACAAUGUUGAGUCAAUAUCAGGCUGUGUCACUGAAUCAACGUUGAGGUGUCACGUUGACCUAACGUCACUCUUGCACCCUUUUUUAACGUUGAAACAACGUCAGGUUUUGAUGUUGAAUCAAUGUUGAAACCUGACAUUGAUUCAAUGUUAUAUUUUCUAAUACUGUUGACAUUGGAACAAUGUCAGAUUCUGAUAUUGAAACACUGUUGAGCUAUGGUGUUGAUUUUCCACCUCUUUCGCACAGUUGCUUUUUAUUAAAACAGUUAAAUCAUGACUGGAAAUCUACCUUUCUUUAAAGGUAUUUUAACCAAUACUAAACUACUGCAUGUUUCCAUCAAUACUUCAACCACCUAAACACAUAAUUGUACUUAUUCCUCAAAUUGGACACCCUUUAUAAAAACAACAACAAAUGUCUCACAAUGUAUCAUGUCAAUAUUAAUAUCCUAAAAUAAGAAAGCAUUGCAUGUGAUGUAACAGAGAAAAAAAACUAAACAA
This is a messenger RNA of Haplochromis burtoni (Burton's mouthbrooder), 2369 nucleotides long. Its product is annotated as NACHT, LRR and PYD domains-containing protein 1b allele 3. Lineage: Eukaryota; Metazoa; Chordata; Actinopteri; Cichliformes; Cichlidae. The transcript is spliced from 2 exons. The record is from RefSeq and is a predicted model, not a curated record. Gene Ontology annotation, biological process: regulation of apoptotic process. Bases 27 to 1550 code for a protein of 507 amino acids.